Messenger RNA from Osmerus eperlanus (European smelt), 8789 nucleotides. It is a transcript of the gene acaca, whose product is annotated as acetyl-CoA carboxylase alpha. The record is from RefSeq and is a predicted model, not a curated record. Bases 189 to 7352 code for a protein of 2387 amino acids. Gene Ontology annotation, cellular component: mitochondrion. Lineage: Eukaryota; Metazoa; Chordata; Actinopteri; Osmeriformes; Osmeridae. Gene Ontology annotation, biological process: fatty acid biosynthetic process. Gene Ontology annotation, molecular function: ATP binding; acetyl-CoA carboxylase activity; metal ion binding. The transcript is spliced from 56 exons.
CAAAGCGUCUGUUGUACUCGUGUUAGCUCAUCAUGAUGUGAGUUUUUGUCAUAAGCGAUUGGAAAAACACGACAGAUGGAUCCCAGGAGAAAGUGAAGCUAUAUUAAUCAGUCGUUUGGAAUCAACUAUUCAGUAUUUCUUGUCGAUUUAUUUCCCACGUGUUAGCCAGCUGCCCGUGUCGCCCCGCCAUGGCCCAGCAGGACCAGAAGCCCGCUGCCCUGCUCUCCCACUUCACGGUGGGCUCUGUGUCGGAGGAGAACUCUGAGGACGAGGUGCUGGGGAGGCAGGAGGAAAAGGAGCGCUCCCUGUCCCCCUCCUCCUCCAUCAGCUCCGACAGCACCUUCGAGAUGGGCUUCGACCACGUGGACGGGCCUCUGCAUAACCUGAGUCUGUCACACAGGCCCAGCAUGUCGGGGCUGCACCUGGUGAAGCAGGGUAGAGACCGCCGCCGCAUGGACCUGCAGAGGGACUUCACCGUCGCCUCCCCGGCAGAGUUUGUCACACGCUUCGGGGGCAACAAGGUCAUCGAGAAGGUCCUCAUCGCCAACAACGGCAUUGCCGCGGUGAAGUGCAUGCGCUCCAUCCGCCGCUGGUCGUACGAGAUGUUCCGCAAUGAGAGGGCCAUCCGCUUCGUCGUCAUGGUAACCCCGGAAGACCUAAAAGCCAAUGCAGAGUACAUAAAAAUGGCAGACCAUUAUGUUCCUGUUCCCGGAGGGACCAACAACAAUAAUUAUGCCAACGUGGAGCUCAUUCUGGACAUCGCUAAACGCAUCCCUGUGCAGGCGGUGUGGGCUGGGUGGGGUCACGCGUCAGAGAACCCCAAACUCCCUGAACUGCUUCAUAAGAACGGCAUCGCCUUCAUGGGUCCUCCUAGCCAGGCCAUGUGGGCUCUGGGGGACAAGAUCGCCUCGUCCAUCGUGGCCCAGACAGCUGGGAUCCCCACCUUACCCUGGAGCGGGAGAGGUCUGACAGUGGAGUGGACAGAGAGUGACCAGAAGAAGAGGGUGAUCAAUGUUCCUCCGGAGGUGUAUGACCUGGGCUGCAUCCAGGAUGUGGAGGCAGGAUUGAAGGCUGCAGAGGAGGUGGGCUACCCUGUGAUGGUGAAAGCUUCGGAGGGCGGCGGAGGGAAGGGCAUCCGCAAGGUCAACACAGCAGAUGACUUCCCCAACCUCUUCAGACAGGUCCAGGCGGAGGUUCCGGGCUCGCCCAUCUUCGUGAUGCAGCUGGCCAAGCACGCUCGGCACCUGGAGGUUCAGAUCCUGGCCGACCAGUACGGCAACGCCAUCUCCCUGUUUGGCCGGGACUGCUCAGUGCAGCGACGCCACCAGAAGAUCAUUGAGGAAGCUCCUGCCACCAUCGCUAAUGGAGACGUGUUUGAGGAUAUGGAGAGGUGUGCGGUGAAGCUGGCUAAGAUGGUGGGCUAUGUGAGUGCUGGGACGGUGGAGUAUCUAUACAGCCCAGACAGCAGCUUCUACUUCCUGGAGCUGAACCCCCGCCUGCAGGUGGAACACCCUUGCACCGAGAUGGUGGCUGACGUCAACCUGCCCGCCGCACAGCUGCAGAUCGCCAUGGGGAUCCCCCUGAACCGGAUCAAGGACAUCCGGAUGCUGUACGGGGUGCAGCCCUGGGGAGACUGUCCCAUCGACUUCGAGGCUCUGUCCACCUCCCCCUCACCCCGGGGACAUGUCAUUGCCGCCCGCAUCACCAGCGAGAACCCAGACGAGGGUUUCAAGCCCAGUUCCGGCACUGUUCAGGAGCUGAACUUCCGCAGCAACAAGAACGUGUGGGGCUACUUCAGCGUGGCGGCGGCCGGGGGGCUGCACGAGUUCGCUGACUCCCAGUUUGGACACUGCUUCUCCUGGGGGGAGAACCGGGAGGAGGCCAUCUCGAAUAUGGUGGUGGCUCUGAAAGAGCUGUCUAUCCGAGGAGAUUUCAGGACCACGGUGGAGUAUCUCAUCAAGCUGUUGGAGACAGAGAGCUUCCAACACAACAGCAUUGACACUGGCUGGCUGGACCGACUUAUCUCUGAGAAGAUGCAGGCGGAGCGUCCAGACACCAUGCUGGGCAUCGUAAGCGGGGCUCUCCAUGUUGCUGACUCCAACCUCAGGAACAGCGUCUCCAACUUCCUGCAUUCUCUGGAAAGGGGCCAGGUCCUCCCAGCCCACACGCUGCUCAACACUGUAGAGGUGGAGCUCAUCUACGAGGGAACCAAGUACAUCCUGAAGGUGACCCGCCAGUCCCCCAGCUCCUACGUGGUGAUCAUGAACCACUCCCUGGUAGAGGUGGACGUGCACAGGCUGAGCGACGGAGGUGUGCUGCUGUCCUACGAUGGCAGCAGCUACACCACCUACAUGAAGGAGGAGGUGGACAGGUACCGUGUCACCAUAGGGAACAAGACGUGUGUGUUUGAGCGAGAGAACGACCCGUCUGUGUUGCGUUCACCGUCGGCAGGGAAGUUGAUCCAGUACAGCGUGGAAGAUGGAGGACACGUGUUCUCUGGACAGUGCUAUGCCGAGAUAGAGGUGAUGAAGAUGGUUAUGACUUUAACAGCAGCAGAGUCGGGGUGUAUCCACUACGUGAAGCGUGCUGGGGCGGUGCUGGAGCCCGGCUGUGUGAUCGCUAAACUGCAGCUGGACGACCCCAGCAGAGUCCAGCAGGCGGAGCUCCACACAGGCCCCCUGCCGUGUAUCCAGGCUGUGGCUCUGAGAGGAGAGAAGCUACACAGAGUGUUCCACAGCACUCUGGACCACCUGGUCCACAUCAUGAGUGGAUACUGUCUGCCUGAGCCCUUCUACAGCACCAAGCUGAAGGAGUGGGUGGAGCGUCUGAUGAAGACCCUGCGCGACCCCUCGCUGCCCCUCCUGGAGCUGCAGGACAUCAUGACCAGUGUGUCUGGACGCGUCCCCCCCGCCGUGGACAAGGCUAUCAGGAAGGAGAUGGCCCAGUACGCCAGCAACAUCACAUCCGUGCUCUGCCAGUUCCCCAGCCAGCAGAUCGCUAACAUCCUGGACAGCCAUGCUGCCACCCUGAACAGGAAGUCAGAAAGGGAGGUGUUCUUCAUGAACACCCAGAGCAUUGUCCAGUUGGUGCAGAAGUACCGCAGUGGGAUUCGGGGCCACAUGAAGGCAGUGGUGAUGGACCUUCUCAGACAGUACCUCAAAGUAGAGGUCCAGUUCCAGAAUGGACACUAUGACAAGUGUGUGUUCAUGCUGCGUGAGGAGAACAAGGGGGACAUGGCCACCGUGCUCAACUACAUCUUCUCCCAUGCUCAGGUCACCAAGAAGAACCUGCUGGUCACCAUGCUCAUCGACCAGUUGUGUGGCAGGGAUCCCACCCUGACAGACGAGCUGAUGACCAUCUUGACUGAGCUCACCCAGCUCAGCAAGACCACCAACGCCAAGGUGGCCCUGCGGGCACGCCAGGUGCUCAUUGCCUCCCACCUCCCCUCCUAUGAGCUGAGACACAACCAGGUGGAGUCCAUCUUUCUCUCUGCCAUCGACAUGUACGGACACCAGUUCUGCAUCGAGAACCUGCAGAAACUCAUCCUGUCGGAGACGUCCAUCUUUGAUGUGCUGCCCAACUUCUUCUACCACAGCAACCAGGUAGUGAGGAUGGCUGCCUUGGAGGUGUACGUGCGGAGAGCCUACAUUGCCUACGAGCUGAACAGUGUCCAGCAUCGGCAGCUGAAAGACAACACCUGCAUUGUAGAAUUCCAAUUCAUGCUGCCCACCUCUCACCCCAACAGAGGGAACAUCCCCACUCUAAACAGGAGGUUGCCUGCUCCUGUGGCUGGCAGGAAGGCUGAGGCCAGCAGAGCGCUGGCUGCUAGCACUCUCACAGAGGGGCUGAAGGAGGAGAGACCUCCAGCUGGCAGCUCUGAGGACAGAAUGUCUUUCUCGUCCAACCUGAACCACUAUGGGGUGGUGAGCGUGACGGAUGUGCUGCUGGACACCUCCUUCACCCCGCCCUGCCAGCGCAUGGGCGCCAUGGUGUCCUUCCGCUCCUUCCAGGAGUUCUGCAGGAACAUUAAAGAUGUUAUGAGCUGCUUCUCUGACUCUCCUCCCCCCAGCCCCACCUUCCCUGAGGGGGGCAAUCCUGUGCUGUACGGAGAGGAGGACAGCAAGGGCAUUCAGGACGAGCCCAUCCACAUCCUAAACAUUGCCAUCAAGACUGACAGUGACAUCGAUGAUGACGGCCUAGCCUCCAUGUUCAGAGAGUUCACCCAGUCCAAGAAAUCCCUGCUGAUCGAACAUGGCAUCCGUAGACUGACCUUCCUUGUGGCGCAGAAGGAUUUCAGGAAGCAGGUGAACUGUGAGGUCGACCAGAGGUUUCAUAGAGAGUUCCCUAAGUUCUUCACCUUCCGUGCCAGAGACAAGUUCGAGGAGGACAGGAUCUACCGUCACCUGGAGCCGGCUCUUGCCUUCCAGCUGGAGCUGAACCGCAUGAGGAACUUUGCCCUGACUGCCAUCCCCUGUGCCAACCACAAGAUGCACCUGUACCUGGGUGCCGCCCGCGUGGAGGUGGGCACCGAGGUCACGGACUACCGCUUCUUUGUGAGGGCCAUCAUCCGCCACUCAGACCUGGUUACCAAGGAAGCCUCGUUUGAGUACCUCCACAACGAGGCUGAGCGGCUGCUGUUGGAGGCCAUGGAUGAGCUGGAGGUGGCGUUCAACAACACCACCGUCCGUACAGACUGCAACCACAUCUUCCUCAACUUUGUCCCCACCGUCAUCAUGGACCCCUCCAAGAUCGAGGAGUCGGUGCGCUCCAUGGUGAUGCGCUACGGUAGCCGCCUGUGGAAGCUGCGCGUGCUGCAGGCUGAACUGAAGAUCAACAUCCGGCUGACACCCACGGGGAAGCAGAUCCCCAUCCGGCUGUUCCUCACCAACGAGUCUGGAUACUACCUGGACAUCAGCCUGUACAAGGAGGUCACUGACUCCCGCACCGGACAGGUGGGGCCCAAAGACCGUCAGAUCAUGUUCCAGGCGUAUGGGGACAAGCAGGGGCCCCUGCAUGGCAUGCUCAUCAACACCCCGUACGUCACCAAGGACCUGCUGCAGUCCAAGCGCUUCCAGGCCCAGUCUCUGGGGACCACCUAUGUGUACGACUUCCCUGAGAUGGUCAGGCAGGCUCUGAAGAAACUGUGGCACUCCUGCCAGGCGCAGGCCCACCUGCCUCCCUGCCCCCUGCCCUCAGAGCUGCUCAGCUUCACUGAGCUGGUGCUGGAUGCUCAGGGCCAGCUGGUGCAGAUGAACCGCCUACCCGGGGGCAACGAGAUCGGCAUGGUAGCAUGGAGGAUGACCCUGCGGACUCCGGAGUACCCGUCCGGGCGCGAGGUGGUAGUCAUUAGCAACGACAUCACACACAAGAUCGGCUCGUUCGGGCCCCAGGAGGACGCCCUGUUCCUGCAGGCCUCGGAGAUGUCUCGUGCCAGUGCCAUCCCACGCAUCUACAUCGCUGCCAACAGCGGCGCCCGCAUCGGCCUGGCGGAGGAGAUCAGACACAUGUUCCAUGUGGCCUGGCAUGACCCAGCUGACCCCUACAAGGGCUUCAAGUACCUGUACCUGACCCCCCAGGACUACAAGAAGGUGUCGGCCCUCAACUCUGUCCACUGUGAGCAUGUGGAGGAUGAAGGAGAGUCCAGGUACAAGAUCACUGACAUCAUUGGCAAGGAGGAGGGGCUGGGGGUAGAGAACCUGAAGGGUUCUGGGAUGAUUGCAGGAGAAUCCUCCCUGGCCUACGAUGAGGUCAUCACCAUGAACCUGGUGACCUGCAGAGCCAUAGGGAUCGGGGCCUACCUGGUGCGGCUGGGCCAGAGGACCAUUCAGGUGGAAAACUCUCACAUCAUCCUCACUGGCGCCGGAGCGCUCAACAAGGUGCUGGGCAGGGAGGUGUACACCUCUAACAACCAGCUGGGUGGAGUGCAGAUCAUGCACAACAACGGUGUGACCCACAGCACGGUGUGCGACGACUUCGAGGGUGUGUUCACCCUCCUGCAGUGGCUCUCCUACAUGCCCAAGUGUGCGUCCAGUCCGGUGCCCAUCCUCAAGGCCAAGGACCCCAUCGACCGGCUGGUUGAGUUCCUGCCGACCAAGGCUCCCUACGACCCCCGCUGGAUGCUGGCUGGCCGCCCCAGCCAGACUCCUAAGGGUUCCUGGCAGAGCGGCUUCUUUGACCACGGCUCUUUCAUGGAGAUCAUGCAGCCCUGGGCUCAGAGUGUGGUGGUGGGCAGGGCCAGGCUGGGGGGCAUACCCACGGGAGUGGUUGCCGUGGAAACCAGAUCAGUGGAGCUGUCGAUCCCGGCCGACCCGGCCAACCUGGACUCAGAGGCCAAGAUCAUCCAGCAGGCGGGCCAGGUGUGGUUCCCAGACUCGGCCUUCAAGACUGCCCAGGCCAUCAGGGACCUGAACCGAGAGGGGCUGCCGCUCAUGGUGUUCGCCAACUGGAGGGGCUUCUCAGGGGGCAUGAAAGACAUGUAUGACCAGGUGCUGAAAUUCGGGGCCUACAUUGUGGACGGUCUGAGGGAGUACCGGCAGCCGGUACUGGUGUACAUCCCCCCCCAGGCUGAGCUCCGGGGGGGCUCCUGGGUGGUCAUAGACCCCACCAUCAACCCCCGGCACAUGGAGAUGUAUGCUGACAAGGACAGCCGAGGUGGGGUUCUGGAGCCUGAAGGAACAGUGGAGAUCAAGUUCAGGAAGAAGGAUCUGGUAAAGACCAUGAGGAGAGUGGAUCCUGUCUACACAGGUCUGGCAGAGAAGCUGGGAACCCCAGAGCUGAGCCAAGCUGAGAGGAAGGAGCUCGAGUCGAAGCUGAAGGAGCGAGAGGAGUUCCUGCUCCCUAUCUACCACCAGGUGGCGGUACAGUUCGCUGACCUCCACGACACGCCCGGCCGCAUGCAGGAGAAGGGCGUGAUCACUGACAUCCUGGAGUGGAGGACGUCACGUCAGUUCUUCUACUGGCGGCUGCGGCGCCUCCUGCUGGAGGACACAGUGAAGAGGAAGAUCCAGCAGGCCAACACAGAGCUGACCGACGGACAGAUCCAGGCCAUGCUGCGCCGCUGGUUCGUGGAGGCCGAGGGGGCCGUGAAGGCGUACCUGUGGGACAGUAAUGAGGAGGUGGUGGAGUGGCUGGAGCGACAGCUCUGUGAGGACGAGGGCGCCAGGUCGGUGGUGGACGAGAACAUCAAGUACAUCCGGCGAGACCACAUCCUCAAACACAUACGCAGCCUGGUGCAAGCCAACCCAGAGGUAGCCAUGGACUCCAUCGUGCACAUGACGCAGCACAUCUCUCCCACACAGCGGGCCGAGGUGGUGCGCAUCCUGUCCACUAUGGACGCCCCGGCGUCCUCCUAGAGGGGCCCCGCCCAGGCCCCCCUUGCCACAAAACCAGGACCCCCCACUGCUCCUUCACUGGAACUGCUGGAAUCUGGGUCUGGAGGACCCAACAUGUCCACCAGGGCUGAGCUGUUACUGAAGGGACUGUGGGCAGUGAUUCUAAAGGGGGGAGAGACAGUGGAGAUCUGCUGGGGCCUGAAUUUACUCAUGUCUUACAUGUUUUAGUGUUGUAUGUAUGUAAGUGCAAUUGAAAACUUGUUCAACAAGCAAAGUGGGGAAACAAACUGGUUGUAAACCAACUAAUGUGGAUGACUGACAAGCCAGUGUGAUGCGAUAGAAAACAACAAUUGACGCACUUAUAGCUUCUGGCUUGAUGGUGAGGCACAAUGCAUGUCACGAAAGAAAAGCUAGCUUUCAGAUAGACCAAGGCUGCUUUAAAUGGGUCGAGAGAUUUAAUGGAACUGACCUUGAAUAUGGAACUGACCUUGAAUAUGAACUAGUUUUAGAUUGCUGGGAGGGUCAGUGGGAGUUGACAUGGGAGCUCUUGAUUAUGGUCAACCACAGGAGCGAGGUGGGUCCGCUCGGCAGGGGAGGUGUUAGCUGGCUGGACAGAAGAGAGAUGCAGGAUGCAGGGAGCUCGCCCCAUUCAGAUCUAACGCCCCCUCAGGUGUCCUGGGGUUCAGAUCUAACGCCCCCUCAGAGAGACAACUAACCACAGCUGUCUCUUCUGUUCCCUCCCUGCUGGUUAGGGCUAACUCGUGCUAACUCUAACCCUGGCUAACUCUAACCCUGGCUCUCUAACCCUGUUCCACCCCAAGGCAGCUUGCUUGGUAGAAUGGGACACACUACAGCCGGGUGGAAUAUGGGUGAUAGGCCCACUGUGGCUACUGUCCAUUAGCUAUCCUCAACUAAAGAAUCUGGAGGGGAAAAUAAAUUACGACCUAUUCAGUUUUGUUACUUAUUUAGAAAAUAAUUUUAAAUAUCAUUGUGACAAAUUUAUCACAUCAGUCAUAAAGGAACAUGGUACUGUACACUAACCCAUCAGUGUGAAGUUCUGCGAAUUAGUUUUAUUUUCUGUAGUAAUUUUUUGACCGUUGUAACGUUCUGUAUGUGACAAGCUUUUUUCAAUCAUGACUUUCCAAGGAGAAAAUGAGAGUAACGUGUGUAGCAUGCACCUGGUGAGGUCACUGUGGGAGGGUGAUGCAUCCUGGGAACUGUAGUCCCUUGCUCAGAAAUGAAGGCUAGAUGUGCCUGAGAGUUGCAGUCACGUACCAUGAUACUUGAUUCCAUUAAAAGUCUAAAUGUAUUUUUUCCUUGGCUGAAGAUGCGGGAAACUCAUUUGGAAUGUUGACCAGGAGUGCGUGUCGUCCUGUUACUAAUGAGGUGAUUGGCUGAUGGGAGGGAGACUGUGUUUAUGAACUCUGUUCUAAUUUAAUAAAACAAACUUAACUUCCA